CUAUCUGGAUCACUGACUCGCUGUUUUAGCUGUUCAUCCUGGGAUUCUCUCGGUGUCCCGGGUUCGUGUAAUUGCGAAGAGGGUAUUUAAAAUGUCUUCUUGGGUAAAAGUAACCAAAGGCCGGCCUCAGAAGCCUGCAGCUGGAAAAAGGCCAAAACCAAGUUGGAUUCCACGUCUUUUAGAUAUUAACCCUUACAAAACCAACCAGAAAAAUACAUUCUCUGAUAACUACUCAAGAGAUCUGGAAGAACAUAACAGCUUUGAAGAACUGUUUGGGCAGCAGUAUCAUCAUCUUGCUGGGACUGAGGAUUACUGUGAACGAUAUCAAUAUUCCCAGAAAGAUGCGAACUUCAACUCAGAUGACCGCAGAGAAAAACUGUACCUUCAGUUCUACCAGCAGAUCCAGAAUGAAUACCACAAGGAGAGACCUUCAGACUGUGUGAUUGUGGCAAUCAGCAAGGAACAAAUGGAGUACGCUACUACCAUAGGCCACCGAUUACAGGAUCAUGGCCUUGUGGUGGAAAUGAUUUACUUGACAUCAGAGUCUGGUCUCACUCGCGCCCUACAAGAGGUUAAAAACGACGGGUCUGCGUUUUGCAUUCUAGUCGAGCAGUCAAAUGUAGCUCUGUCCUCUUGCACAGCUAUCAUUCUUCACGAUUCUGUCAAAAGUGACAUGUUGCCAAAUAGAGGUUGUCGUGUAAAUAGAACAAAUCUGUCAGAAAAUCUAGUACACCGUAAUAUGCCCAUUGAGGAUGCUCUGGGAAUGAUGGUUAAGUCAUUCGGGAAAAUAUAUGGCGAGCGGGAACAGAAGGAGCGUAGUGAAAUUUCACACAAAGCAGCUGAUCUGGCAGAUGACUACCUGGAAAGAGAGCUCUAUGAGUCUUAUAAUAUCCCUCUGAACGUUAGACACCUACUAUUUCUCCUGAGCGAUGGCAAAUAUUUAUAUUCGGAAGAGUUGAAGGCAAUCGGCGACUAUGUCAAGAAAAGGAUAACUGAGCUGGAAGGCUAUGAAGAAGCAGACACCACCAAUGAAACUAAUACAGUUUAUGAGACCCGGACUGGUGGUUCCGUGCAUUUGGACAAACCUCCACCUCUCCUUCCUACUCCAGCUAGGAAUGCUUUUCAGGGUCAAUCUAAAGCCUCCUUGCUUGGAACUAGGCCUUUAUCUGGUCUCCUCCCAACACCAGGAUUUGAGCAGGUAGACCCCACCAAGGACAAUGUUAAUGCUGCGCCUGAUAUUCUUGACAAGCCCCCUCCACUUCUGCCCACCCCUCUCAUGACUCCAUUGAUGGGUCACAGCAAGCCUGGACAUCUCCGAGAGAGAUCUAUAGCUGCCCUUCUUCCAACACCAGUUGGCGUGUCUGCACCAAAAGGCAAGCCACCCCCUCUCUUGGCCAUGGGUCCAAAGAGACCUGGUCUCCUUGGGUUUUCGCCACAUCUACAACCAAAACGUUCAUUACUUGGAGAAAAGCCUGGUCUUCUUCCAACACCUGAAUCUGCAGAGGGAAGUUGGGGCCCCCCCCAGUCCUCUCACUUGCAUCUCUCCCGGUCAGCCGCUGGUGUGGGAGCUGCUGUUCCAGGAAAUCAGUCGCAGCAUCAUUGGUCAUCAAAGCCGAAACCAUUGCUCAGUUAAGGACUGAACACUUCAUCCGUCCAAGAUGUAUUAUGCUCACUAUUGGCCCGAUUACCAAAAACUCGCCGCCAUGGAGAGAAAUCACGCAUUUUUUUUUUUUUUUUACAGUAUAUUGUAAUGUGUGUCUCUCCUUCAAAUCCAGCACCCUGGAUAGAACGUUAAAUGUCUCUCAAGCUAAAAAUUGCCUUUCUAAAAUUCUUUGAGAGACUUUUUAGAUAAUUUUGCCAGACUAGAGUUUUAGGGAACUGGGCCCUUUGUCAUAGUGAAGUGCAUAGUGCUCAAAAAAAAAAAAAAAACCACAUUCCUGUAGGAAAAUUUUAUAGUCUCAAGGAUGGCCUCUUCUUUUUUUUUUUUUUUUUUUUUUUUUAAUUUUUUUUUUAAUUUUAUUGAUGUAUCUUUACAAAGCCAGAGGGGCUAGCUACAUUUGGGUAUGAAAUGCAGUGCUAGUACCUCUGGCAGAAAAGUUUAAGUAUUGUAUUUAGAAAUUUGUCUUUUGUUUUUCUAAGUGAGAAGCAAAUAAAAUCCUUGUUUUACACAA
Messenger RNA from Bombina bombina (fire-bellied toad), 2171 nucleotides. RefSeq lists its product as uncharacterized. NCBI's taxonomy places the organism in Eukaryota, Metazoa, Chordata, Amphibia, Anura, Bombinatoridae. The record is from RefSeq and is a predicted model, not a curated record. The transcript has 14 exons. Bases 92 to 1633 code for a protein of 513 amino acids.